ACUAGAUAAAACUGCAGGAAGAAAUCACAUGAGAAAAUCCCGGUCCCUAAUCACUCCUACCCGUUAGUUGUGCCAACUAUCAUUCAGAUUCCCCUCAUUCUUUUCAUCAUGCAUAAACACACACAGUAGCUAUAGCACCCUUAUUUUGACCCUUCCUCAUUCUUCUUCUAUUCUCUUCAAUUCACCUAACUCACUUUUCCCCCAAUUUUCAUUCCUUAAAACCAUUCUAUUCAUUUUCCAGUAACAACAACAACAGAUCCAGAAAAUGUCUCUUCUAUCACGUUUCGCUUCAUCACAAUUCGGAUCCAACAUCCUCAAACCCACUUCAAUCCUCUCAUCAUCUCAACGACGUCGUUCCUUUUCUUCGUCUUCCGAUGAAACCCUAACAAUUGAAACCUCCAUCCCAUUCACCUCCCACAACUGCGAACCACCGUCUCGCACGGUUGAAACCACCGCAUCAGAACUCAUGUCCUUCUUCCGUGACAUGGUUCUCAUGCGUCGUAUGGAGAUCGCCGCUGAUUCACUUUACAAAGCCAAAUUAAUCCGCGGUUUCUGUCAUCUCUAUGAUGGUCAGGAAGCUGUUGCUGUUGGUAUGGAAUCAGCAAUUACUCGAAAAGACUGUGUAAUUACUGCUUAUAGAGAUCAUUGUACCUUUCUCUGCCGCGGUGGAACCCUAAUUGAGGUUUUUUCUGAACUUAUGGGUCGGAGAGAUGGUUGUUCCAAAGGGAAAGGUGGUUCCAUGCAUUUUUAUAGGAAGGAAGGAGGGUUUUAUGGUGGUCAUGGAAUUGUUGGUGCUCAGAUUCCACUUGGUGUUGGAUUGGCUUUUGGUCAGAAAUAUUCUAAGGAUCCAAAUGUUACUUUUUCUUUGUAUGGUGAUGGUGCUGCUAAUCAGGGUCAGUUGUUUGAGGCUCUUAAUAUUGCUGCUCUUUGGGAUCUUCCUGCAAUUUUAGUUUGCGAGAAUAAUCAUUAUGGAAUGGGAACUGCUGAGUGGAGAUCUGCCAAGAGUCCUGCUUAUUACAAACGUGGGGAUUAUGCUCCUGGAUUGAAGGUAGAUGGCAUGGAUGUUCUUGCUGUAAAGCAAGCUUGCAAAUUUGCAAAGGAACAUGCUUUGAAGAAUGGUCCCCUUAUUCUUGAAAUGGACACAUACAGAUAUCAUGGCCACUCCAUGUCUGAUCCUGGCAGCACAUACCGUACACGUGAUGAAAUUAGUGGUGUUAGACAGGAGCGUGAUCCAAUUGAGAGAGUAAGAAAGCUGGUAUUGGCUCAUGACAUUUCUACUGAAAAGGAACUAAAGGACAUUGAGAAAGCAGCGAGAAAAGAAGUUGACGAAGCCAUUGCCAAAGCAAAGGAAAGUCAAGUGCCAGACCCAUCUGAUCUAUUUACCAAUGUCUAUGUUAAAGGUUUAGGAGUUGAGGCAUGUGGUGCUGAUAGGAAAGAAGUAAAAGCUACUUUGCCAUAAUGGGUGAUUUUAUCGUUUGAAUGUCUUCUUCCCUUGUUACAGACCAAUCAAAAUAAUGAGAAUAAACGGUUCUUCAGCUGCAUAUCGUCUCUCUGCCUAUUGGUGAAGCUUUUCCUAAUUUGUAUAUGAAAUUCAUUCUUGAGUAGCAAUGUGGCGGCUUUAACAUUUAGCAUGUAAUUUUGGAGGGACCCCUAUUUUAAUUGAUUAUUGAUUAUACAUGCAACUAAUGUAUUGCAAAUUGGAAGAGUCAUUGUGCUCAAUUUCUUUUGAAUGUGUUCCACAAUUGGUGGAAAAAUGUUGCCAUUACUUUUUAAUGUAAUCAUGGAAUUGUGUUUCAAUUAUAACCAUUAAAUUUGAAUAUGAAGAAUUCAUGUUUUUGGGACAA
Messenger RNA from Trifolium pratense (red clover), 1844 nucleotides. RefSeq names its product pyruvate dehydrogenase E1 component subunit alpha, mitochondrial-like. Gene Ontology annotation, molecular function: pyruvate dehydrogenase (acetyl-transferring) activity. The coding region runs from base 266 to 1459 and encodes 397 amino acids. Lineage: Eukaryota; Viridiplantae; Streptophyta; Magnoliopsida; Fabales; Fabaceae. The transcript is spliced from 8 exons. Gene Ontology annotation, cellular component: intracellular membrane-bounded organelle. The record is from RefSeq and is a predicted model, not a curated record. Gene Ontology annotation, biological process: pyruvate decarboxylation to acetyl-CoA.